Messenger RNA from Pichia kudriavzevii, 3750 nucleotides. RefSeq lists its product as uncharacterized. The transcript has a single exon. NCBI's taxonomy places the organism in Eukaryota, Fungi, Ascomycota, Pichiomycetes, Pichiales, Pichiaceae. The coding region runs from base 1 to 3750 and encodes 1249 amino acids. The record is from RefSeq and is a predicted model, not a curated record.
AUGUCCUCCAGGCGCAGAUCAUCUUACAUAGAAACGUCUUAUACUGGUGUUGGUGCCUUCAGUUCAGCACCUGCACCUCAUGCAAAUGCCUUGGCAGCUGCAUCGGUGAUUGGCAAUGCAUUGAAGGCGAAUAACCACAAGCCAAAUGGAAUCGAGGUACCGCCUUUGCAAGGUCCAAGGGCUCCCAGAAAACUGUCAAUAGUCACGUCCAAUUCAAACCGGAGAAAUAGUGUUCGACACUCUUCAAUAAACAAUUAUCCGUCGUCAAGAACUAAUUCCGUAAAUACCGCUAAUGUCCGUCGUGCAAGUUUAUAUAACAUCCCAAAACAGCGGUUAAACGGACAAAAGAGUGUUCCAAACUUAAAAUCACGGAGAUCUGUUUCUGACUUUACUUCUUCUGCAAAGAAGCACGUUCCAACAACCAUUAAAAAGUAUGUUCCCUCUGCAAAUGGUUUAGUAGCGGUUGAAGUUCCAAACCCAAAGCACCCCGAUAAUAUGAAUACUCAACAAAAACAACAGUACAUUAAUUCUCAACGUGGAAGCUCCUUUAGAAGGUCAACUUCAAUGGCACAUUUGCCACCACCUAAAAAAUCGACUAUGGCAAAUAACCAUGCCAGAAAUUCGAUAACCAAACAUAUAACUGAAGAAACAAAAAUUUUACCAGAUGGUACUAGAGUCAUUAGCACCACCGUGGAAGAGUAUCUGAACGAUAACAAUGAUUUGAAUUAUGAAGAUUUUGAAGAUUCUUAUGAAGAUUUCGGGGAUAACCAUGGAGAAGUCGAUAUGUCAGUGACCUUAGAUGAAGAUGCCAACGAUGCACCAGAAAUGACUAACCUUUCUACUCGUGAGAUUUUGGGUAAAGUCGAUGAAGCAGAAGAAGCUAAAGAUAUAGUUGAAGACAUUGAUGAAAAUGAUGGCAAUUUUGAGAAAGAAGCUAAUACUGAUGGAUUAGUUCAAGAUAUCCCUUAUAGAUCAGCGACUACUGCUGAUCUUGUUGAUCAGCUGGCAUCUGAAGAAGAUCUUGAAGAAAAGACUAAAAAGAUUAUCAGCAAUAAUGAAAAGCUUGAGGAAAUCGAACGUUCAAAUGCUUUCAAGUCCAUUGAGAAUCCGGUAAGAGAUACUGUUAUUGUAGAGGAGGUUAUCAGCCGUCCACUUGUUGAUAACGUGAUGACGUUUGGCUGUCACCAAAUUCAUCUGCAGGGCAACAAAUUAAGUCCAGGCUUGCACAAUGAAAGUACCCCUUCCACGUCGACACCACAUUCAUAUAAAGGUGAACAACAGCUAACAAUAGCUGACGAGCCUGUUGAUAGAGUGAUUGGAAAUAAUGUUGAAACACUUACCGAUGUUCAUGAUGCUGAGGCACAUAAACCUAAUGCUACUGAAAUGGAAGCGACUCAAUCGGAAAUUUCCACAAAGAACAAAACUACAGGUUUGGACGAAAAUGCUGAAGAAUCAGAUUUCAUCGAUGAUAUAAACGUAGAGGAUGAUAGUGUUGGGAACUAUCAAAGUCCGAAUUACGCCAGUACUCAAUAUAAUGAUGAAGAAUAUUUAGAAGCACAAAGAAAGUUAGAUGAACUGGUUAAACAAAAAGAGCAAGAAAUUUUACAAAACCUGUCUCAAAAUGGCUAUCCCGUGGACUGGAAUGCUGAAAAUAAGGUAGAACAAGAGUACACUAACCGUAGCGAUGAAGACAUUAAUGACGACACUGUUGAAGCUCACGCUGACUCAAAUUCCGACAAACACCCUGUUGUCGAAAUUACGGAAAAAGAAAAUACUCCAACUGUGGCAACGACUGUUAGUUUAUUGGAUGAUGACGCUGGUAAACUUGUUAAUGACGAAGAUAACGAAUUGAUACAAAACGAUGGUAGAUCUUCAAAUGGCAGUGAGAAAGGUGGAGUAGAAAAUAUUGAGUCACCAAGUAAUAAAUAUGAUAUAUCACCUGAGCAGGUGCCAGCGGUUGAAGUCUUCUCUUCUGAGGGUCCUGAUUGUGCUCAUGAACAUUCAAUUUUGGACCACGAGAGUUUUGAUGAACCCCGAGUUGUUGCGUCAGAUACUGCCACCGAGGUUGAUAAUGCAAAGCUCAACUCUGAUGCUACUAAGUGUGGCGAUUCUGAUGCACAGGGGCCGUCAUCUUCCAGCUCCGAGUAUUCUGCCGUGUCUUCAAUUGUAAACUCUCAUGCCUCGUAUACUACCACUCAGGAACCUUCCACAAGGACAAACAAUAAGUCUAUGGCACAACAUUUGAGGCCAAUUGUUGCGAAUGUCAAUCGCUCUCCUGUUUAUGGUAACGAGUCUGGCCAUGAUACUACUAGACAAGUGUGUGGCUUGAGUAAAGAAGUUGAAACUUUGAGUAAUAAGUCGAAGGAUCGAACUAAGACAAAUACUGAGCCUGUUGAACCAGCGUUUAUCAGACCUUCAUUGGACGAUAUAAAUAUUCCAAAAAGGGAACCUUCAAUCCAAGCCCAAAUUGAUAAGGUCGAAGAGGAAAAGGUAAACACUAGAGUUUUGGGUAACGAAAACAAUUCCAGCGGUAGUAUCAACGAAAAACUAGUCAGGAAGUCUGCACUUAAGGCUUCUAAGAACCUCACAGCUUACUCUUCUUCCCAAAAUAAUUCCGCCAAAGAUGCAUACCUUUCUUUGGAAACAGCUCAAAAUACCAAAUUGAAUGCAAAAUCCUCAUUGAUGAGCCCUACCACAUCCGCUGGUCAAACCAAUGCACGUUCUAGAUCAAGAGCAGGAUCAGCAGCAUCGAACCAUGCAUACCAAGGUGCUCAAAUUAAUACAGGUGCUGUUGGAGGAGCUCCGCUUGCAGCUGCAGCAGUUGCUACUAAAAGGCACACAGCUAAGCCUGGUUCAUCGAGUAAAACGCAGUCAAACCAAGCUGACAAGAAGUAUCAAAGAAACUCUAUGCUUCCUGUACCAAGUCAUCAGGGCUCGACGCAUGCCAAUGUGAAGCCACCGAAUCCAAAAGUUGAAGAAGCUAAAAGGAGGAUAUUGGGUAAUCGACAAAGCAAAAUACAAGCAAAAAAUCUGUAUGAGCUGGCAAAAACCAGAAAACACAUAGAUGCAGAAGAACUCCUGCGUUUUGAUGAUUUUAAUGCUCCCGUGAGGAAGUCUUCGUUUGAAAAAGUAACAAGUAGAGAGUCCCUGAGCGAGAGUGGACCACAAUCACCUAACAAAAAUCUCAAAAUGUCAGCUAUGUCCUUGCGUAGCAGUGGAAGUCCAAACUAUGAACAGUACGAGAGAACAAAAGUCACUGCUAGUUUCAAGUCCAGGUUUGCAGAUAACGAGUCUGACACAGAUGUUCCGCUUCAACCUCCCAGUGUGACACCCCGUGUUGUGGCUGAUAACAGCACAACUUCUUUGUCCAAUGUCGAAAUUGAUAAACCUUUGGGUGAAAAAAGUAAACCAAAUUUUAGGUUCAACUUGCUGGGAAAGAAAAAAGCAGCAGUUAGUUCAGAUGCAAGCCACAACUUACCUACACACUCCGUUAGAGAUAAUGUCGAAUCGAUAGGUAAUACCCGUAAAUCAUCAGGAUUCAGCUUUAGGGGACAUUCACGUAAAAAAUCUGAAACAAAAACUGAAACUUCCCCAAGAAAAGAGUCAAAAAUCGAAAAAUUCUUCACGGAGCAGCAUGGUCCUAACAAAAAGCAUGAAAUCCAUCCCCUAUCUAACGACUAUGAGAGAGCUAACGAGGUCGCAACGGAAGGUACCCCAAAAAAGAGUUUCUUCAAAAAGAUGUUUAAAUAG